Molecule: messenger RNA, 3689 nt
Organism: Symbiodinium sp. CCMP2456
Lineage: Eukaryota; Dinophyceae; Suessiales; Symbiodiniaceae
Source: the annotation of a GenBank genome assembly
AUGGUGACCUCAGGGGCCGGCUGCAACUUGAUGAUGAAGAACGGCGAGGUGGCCCCGCCAGACCAGGGAGGCACCCUGAGGUCCGAGGAACGUCCCGGAGGAGACACGCGUCCUUCACAUGAUCCGGGAGUAUCUCAUGCAGCUCGGCGGGACCUGUACCCCGGCAUCUCCUCCCUUUACCCGAACCAGGACUUUGAUUACGACGGAGGAACCACACCGCUCCGACCCCGCGAGUGCCAACCACCACAGUGGAACUGGCGCCAGAAUUCGACCGACAGCCCUGUAAGCUGGAAGCCAGUGCCUCCCUGUGCCAAAGACCCGUGCACACCAACGGCACCGACCUCAGGAGGGGGUCACGAUUCCGGACUACCUCUUCAAGAUCGGCGGCCCGACGACCACGACCUCACCUUCCCCUACCUGAUUCGGAACUAUGUGGAGGGAGAACCAUCUGAAUACGAAGCGCACCAACGGCGACUCCAAGCAUGCCUCCUUCGCCGCGAAUGGCGACCUGACAGCCAUCACAGCGACCACCGGUACUUCAGUCAGCUCUAUGUGGAAGGCGUGCCCUUGGAGCACCAGAGGCAGCAGUGGCGCCCCCCGACGGCCCCUGCCUUGCCUGCUAAAUGGAGCUUGAACCAGACCCUCGCCUUCCCGUGCCUAGACCAGGGGUAUGUGAAGGGUCUGAAUAUGGGGCGCACCAAGGGCGACUCCUACCGGAUCCGGCCGUAUGUGCGACACAGCCCAGGGACCAGGGUCGUGGAGAGAGUGGCGGACCUCAACAGCGACUACCCCCAGUUCCGGGACGACCUCCACAAGAUCGGCGGUCCCAGCACCAGGACCUCGGACCGCAGGGACGACGAGUUUGAAGGGGUCACUCUCAUGCAAGCAGGGACGCCUAGCCCAGCUUCUGGAGCAGGCGGUGGAGCAGCUGUGCCCAGUACUGAUCCCAGGGAAAUCAUUACGCGGGCACUGCAGCAAGUCUGGAGGCUGCUCAAGCAUCGACGCAGAGGCACCCUUCGACAGACUCUACUACAAGCAGUGGACGAGCGAGCAGAGGCGGGCUUCCGCAGCUACUUCAACACCCGAGUCAGCUCGGUCUGGGAUGAGCAAGACCGACGAGGAGAUACCGGAGGGGCGGACAUCGCAGAAGGGCUCGAGGUGGACCAAGAGUGGAUGAGGGCCGUGGUUGACCUCAUGUGGGACGAGUACCGUGAACAACAUCCUGCUGACCGAUGUGAGCGAGCCAGCAGCCGAGGGGCUCCCUCCAGCAGUUCGGCGGAACCACCUCGACGUGCGGGACCCCCGCCGCCCGAACCGGUGAGGUAUGACCCGCCUGACCGAACCAGCCACACAAAUGACAGCAGUGAGGUGUCUACAGAUGAGAGUGACGCUGUGAGUGCGAUGCAAGCUCUAACGUGGGCGGAGUACCACGACGAGCCUGACAGACGCUGGAGACUCCGAGCUUGGGAGAUCAGGGAUGACAUCGACAUGAUGCUGCGCAACAUGGUUUGGAAUGGAGACCAGGGUGAAGCAUGUUACUGCGCGAGGUCCAUCUAUAGGCUCUUCCUGCACACCUGCGACACUACAAGUACAAGGUCGCGAAGCUGGGUGGAGGCUGAGGUGGGCCAGGCUUUCCGCCCCCAUCUUUUUCGGGUGCCAAACCCGUGGGACUUCGAGUUGGACCCUGACAUGCAAGGGUGGCUCACCGGCAUCAAGGACCAAAUCGUAGCAUGCGCCAACCUCAAGCACGACGACAUCAUGGCAUACAGGGAAAGAGUGGCGACAAGAAAGAGACGACGUGAACAAGAAGCCACCCAGGGCCGACCGGGGUCCAGUACUGACGUUGCGGCGAACCGGGGAGAAGAGUCAGAGGAGCACUUCCAAGCUGAUGACAAUGUGAAGGUGCCGUCGCUGCAGGAGAACAUCCGAACCAUGACGGCCGAGUACCCCCCAACAGCAACAAGCACCGCUGUGACAGGAGAUGCCAGCUCGAGGUGGGAGACCGCGCAGCAGGUCACCAGUUCGGAGGGGAAGAGCCAGUGCAGGCAUGAACGGUUGGAGCCUAGACACCCGGAGCCUGUGGACCCGGCAGCUCCGUUACCACUGUCAGUGGCGGAAGCAGUUGAUCUUUGGCGGCAGCUGCUGGGAUUGAGCGACAACCAAAACAUGGGAGACAUGGACAGGGCGGUGGAGAGCGGAGGCCGAGUCAUCCCCAGGAGCGCAGCGGACAAUGCGGUCGACACCAUGAGAGAGUACGACCGCCAUGACCUCGCCAUCCUGACGAUUGGCCUGGUGGAGCUCGUGCGAAGGCUCAUAGCUGAGGGGGCUCAGAUCCUUGCGGCAUCCGAAGAGGACCUGGUCGAAGUGGAGGUAGAGCGGGCGGAUGGCCACAGCCUCAUGCAGAUGUCCCAGGCGACAUGCAAAAAGACCUUCAAGGACCAGGCUGUGGUUCUCCAGGAGUUCCAAGUGGCUUGGGCUGCUGAGGCUGCGGGGCGGGCAUCGGGACUCAAGCUGAGGGAGCUGCAGGGCAAGGCCAAACGCUACCGCCUGCAGCACGGGCCGAAUGACGUCCUCGACCUCUUCGACGCUUUGCUUGUCACCAUGCAGGUAGACUUGGAGCAGGAGGUGGAGGGGACCACCUUGGAAGAUGGCGAGAUGAGUUGGUUGCAAACAUGGUGGGAGCGAAUCUGUCGUCAUAUGCAACCGCCAACCUCAGGAAGCUCGGGGUCAGGGGACGCUGUAUGGAUCGACCCCCGAGAGCCAGAAGAAGGGGAAGCUCUUGCUGCCGAAGAGGUAGCCUAUAUGGCUGAGGAGCGGUGCCAGAAGCUGUGGAAGCAAGCACAAGAAGCGCAGCACGACGCCGAGGAGGAAGAGUACGACAGGCACAUGCAGCAAGUCUGGGAGUCGCACGUCAGGGAAGCAGAGGCGCAGAGAUGGCAAAGCUGGGACGACUGGGCUAUGUUCGAUGAAAUGAGACGUCCACCUAAGAGGCGGCGCUCAAUGGUGGAGCUGCAACUGGGGCCGCCACCGGGGGCCAGUGGGGUUGAAACCACCACCCGGAUGCCCCUACCGCUACAUGUCGGAGAUGGGCUUCAAGUCCUCAGGGCUACAGUGGUGGGCAGCCAAGGGAGUGAACCGUCGGAGGGGACGACGGAACCAGUGGAAUCCAUGGAGCUGCAGCCGCCGAAGUAUGACAUCACCGCCGACGAACAGCAACAAGUGACUUCGCCGCCUGCCAGCCUGGACUUCCAUACCUACCAACAGGAGUGCCAAAAGCUUCGGGACGGGCUCAUUUCAGAGGCCUACGUCCUCGCCAUGUGGGGAGAAGCAGCCCUAGACCUCAUGCAGGCUGAAAUGACCCUGGCCGACAUGGAGGAGGAUGACGGCGUCGCUGUGGAGGGCUCCGGGCACAAUCAGCUGGACAACGACAUGGCAUGCGACGGGAAUGGACGUCAAGGAGGGCUGAAGGGGCACUUCCACGACCAGAGCGACAUAGUCAUGAACGAGAGCGAUGAGACCCACACAGAGCUCAUGAAUCACGAAGAUGAUGGACGAAGCAGUCAAGCACUACCACAGAGUCCAGGGGGGCUGAGGGGGCAACAACACAACCAGUACGACAUGGCCGUGGCCGAUGGCUUGCAGACCCACCUGGAACACAUGAACCAAGUUGAGGGAGAUGACAAUCAGCA